AUGGAGAACGGCGGCGGCAAAGGCGACGUUCCCGACGAUGCGAACGAGCAUUGCCCUGGAACGCAGUCGGAGGAGGCGGGGAAGUCGGAUGCCUGCGCUGGGUGCCCCAACCAGCAGAUUUGCGCCACCGCCCCCAAGGGCCCUGAUCCCGAUGUGGUUGCUAUUGUUGAGAGGUUGGCUACUGUGAAGCACAAAUUAUUAGUUUUGUCUGGAAAGGGAGGUGUUGGAAAGAGCACAUUCUCAGCCCAACUCUCGUUUGCCCUAGCUGAAAUGGACCAUCAGGUUGGCCUUCUUGACAUAGAUAUAUGUGGCCCUAGCAUCCCUAAAAUGUUAGGCCUUGAGGGACAAGAUAUUCAUCAAAGCAACCUUGGCUGGUCACCUGUGUAUGUUGAGUCCAACCUUGGCGUGAUGUCGAUUGGUUUCAUGCUGCCUAAUCCAGAUGAUGCUGUCAUAUGGAGGGGUCCCCGCAAGAAUGGAUUGAUCAAGCAGUUCUUAAAGGAUGUUGAUUGGGGGGAGAUUGACUAUCUUGUUGUGGACGCUCCUCCAGGAACAUCUGAUGAGCACAUCUCGAUCGUGCAAUACCUUCAAGCCACAGGAAUCGAUGGUGCAAUAAUCGUCACAACUCCGCAGCAGGUCUCUCUGAUUGACGUGAGGAAGGAGAUAAGCUUCUGCAAGAAGGUUGGUGUCCCUGUCCUAGGUGUUGUGGAGAACAUGAGUGGCCUGAGGCAGCCGCUUUCAGAUCUCAGAUUCGUCAAGUCAGAUGGGGCGGGUGAGACAGAUGCAACAGAGUGGGCCCUGAACUACAUCAAGGAGAAAGCCCCUGAGCUUCUGUCGGUCAUGGCCUGCAGUGAGGUAUUUGAUAGCAGCAAGGGAGGCGCUGAGAAGAUGUGCCAUGAAAUGGGGGUUCCUUUCCUUGGUAAGGUGCCCAUGGAUCCGCAGCUGUGCAAGGCGGCUGAGGAAGGGAGGUCAUGCUUUGCUGAUCAGAAAUGCAGUGCCAGUGCGCCGGCUCUUCAGAACAUUGUGAAGAAGCUGAUCAAGACUGAGUGA
Molecule: messenger RNA, 1047 nt
Organism: Miscanthus lutarioriparius
Lineage: Eukaryota; Viridiplantae; Streptophyta; Magnoliopsida; Poales; Poaceae
Source: the annotation of a GenBank genome assembly